AUGACGGUUGAAUCUCAAGUGUUUCUAAAACCUCCUUCUUCCAUUGACGAGAAUAGCUUGAACGAUUCCCUGCAGUUAAUCGAAGAAAUGACGAUAAACACUGACUCAUUUCAAGAGAAUGUUCUCGCCGAUAUUCUCUCACAAAACGCUGAUACCGAGUACUUGAAACAGUUUGAACUUAACGGUGCUACUGACCGUGAAACUUUCAAAUCUAAAGUCCCUGUUAUCACAUAUGAAGAUCUGUUGCCGUAUAUUCAACGCAUUGCUAACGGUGACACUUCUCCUAUCUUGUCCGCUCAUCCAAUCUCUGAGUUUCUCACAAGCUCAGGAACUUCUGCUGGUGAGAGAAAAUUGAUGCCUACAAUUCAUCAAGAAAUGGACCGUCGUCAGUUGCUUUACAGUCUACUCAUGCCAGUGAUGAAUAAAUAUGUGCCAGAUUUGGACAAAGGAAAAGCACUUCAUUUCCUUUUCAUUAAAGCAGAAACAAAAACUCCAAGUGGGUUAGUAGCACGUCCAGUUUUAACCGCUUACUACAAAAGUGAACAGUUCAAGAAAAGACCAUUUGACCCUUACAAUGUCCUAACAAGCCCAAACGAAGCCAUCUUAUGUCCCGAUUCAUUCCAAUCCAUGUACACACAGAUGCUCUGUGGGCUCAUCAUGCGCCAUGAAGUCCUCCGAGUCGGAGCGGUUUUCGCUUCCGGGCUUCUCCGAGCCAUUAGGUUUCUUCAGCUGAACUGGGCUCAAUUAGCCCAUGACAUCUCCACUGGUACACUAAACCCAAAAAUCACAGACCCUUCCAUCAAAGAAUGCAUGUCGAAAAUACUGAAACCGAACCCCAAACUUGCCGAUUUCAUAACAAAAGAAUGUUCCGGAGAGAAUUGGGAACGUAUAAUCCCUCGUAUUUGGCCUAACACAAAGUACCUUGAAGUUAUAGUCACAGGUGCUAUGGCUCAGUACAUUCCAACUCUUGAUUAUUACAGUGGUAACCUUCCAAAACCAUGUACAAUGUACGCUUCAUCCGAAUGUUAUUUUGGUCUUAACCUUAAACCUAUGUCGGAACCCAAUGAAGUUUCGUACACUAUCAUGCCUAACAUGGGUUACUUUGAGUUUCUACCGCAUGAUGACUCAUCCCCUAUAACUCUCUCACGUGACUCACCACCAAGACUCGUGGAUCUCGCUGACGUGGAACUCGGUAAAUUCUACGAACUUAUCAUAACAACUUAUUCUGGUCUUUGUCGUUACAGAGUUGGUGAUAUCCUUCAAGUCACCGGAUUCUAUAACACUGAUCCACAGUUCAAAUUCGUGAGGAGAAAGAACGUGUUGUUGAGCAUUGAAGCAGACAAAACCGAUGAAUCAGAGCUUCAAAAAGCCAUUGAAAACGCUUCUGAGUUGUUGAAAGAGUUCAACACAAGCGUUGUUGAGUACACGAGUUUCGCCGAUGCAAAAUCCAUUCCUGGACAUUAUGUUAUUUACUGGGAGCUAUUGAUGAAAGAUUCAUCAAAUCCUCCUACUGAUGAAGUUUUGAAUCAGUGUUGUUUGGUUAUGGAAGAGUCUUUGAACACUGUUUAUAGACAAGGACGAGUCGCUGAUAAUUCUAUUGGACCAUUAGAGAUACGUGUGGUGAAGAAUGGGACAUUUGAUGAAUUGAUGGAUUAUGCUAUAUCUCGUGGUGCUUCCAUUAAUCAGUAUAAAGUUCCAAGGUGCGUGAGCUUCACGCCCAUAAUGGAACUUCUUGAUUCUAGGGUUGUUUCCUUUCAUUUUAGUCCUUCUGCACCUCAUUGGACUCCAGAACGACGUCGUUGA
Lathyrus sativus (Indian pea) is the source of this 1803-nucleotide messenger RNA. The record is from the annotation of a GenBank genome assembly. Lineage: Eukaryota; Viridiplantae; Streptophyta; Magnoliopsida; Fabales; Fabaceae.